AAGAGAAGGAGAGAGAGAUUUGACAGGGCUGCUGGUCAGGCAGGAAGCAGAGGGUGGUUAGCUGAGCGGAACAUUAGAGGGGAAGCUGUUUUGCCCUUCUUUGUACUUUAUUCAUCUGCGUAGUAUCUCAGUUUAAAGUGGAACCGGCUACUGAAGGACAAAAACGAGAGCUAAGGAACUUUGUGGAGCUCCUAGGCAGGAAUUAAGGUAAUACUGAAUGCUUGAGUGGCAGACACUGGUGACUAAAACAAAAAUCCACUUCUAGUCAGAGCCUGUGAGGAGGGGUCGGAGAGGUGCUGUUGAAGUGUGAUAUGAGGUCAUGCUACAAGUUUGAGAUUUCAGAAGGUUGUCAGAAACCUGCGAUGGCAGCUUUGGCAAGUGUGGGGCCUGGAACUGGAAGAAGUACAGGUGAAGGGAGACUGUCCUGGCCAGUUUUCCUGCUGAUGCUCGCUGCCGUCACCUCUUCCUCUCUCUCAGCUUUGUCCUUGUACAAACUGGUGGCUGUCCAAGCUGAGCUAGAGGGGUUAAAGUCAGACUUCUGUUGCAAGAAAGAAGGGCAAGAGGUCAGGCACAGAAGCCAGAAUGACCACAUGAGUGGCAGAAGUAGUGCCCAAGUGUCCCUGCACAUGCCUGAGUCUGAAAACACAUCCAGGAUCAGGAAAGGGAGAAUGGUUCCGUCUGAAUCAGAAACAUUUGUUUCUCAGCCGUGUCUGCAGUUUCUGGCAAACAGCAAUGGGAAAACUUUCAAUAAAGAUUUUGACGCAGAGCAGCACACAGGUAUUCCCUGGCAGACUGGUUUGAUAAGAGGCUCUGCUCUGGAGGAAGAUGGGAACAAAAUGUUGGUCAGACAGGCAGGAUACUACUUUGUUUACAGCCAGGUCUACUACACAGACAGGACAUUUUUUGCUAUGGGUCAUGUGGUGAUAAGGUGGAAAAGGAAUGUCGUGGGAAAUGAGGCUCCGCAUGUGGUCCUGUUCCGCUGCAUCCAGAACAUGAGCCUCGAAUACCCUUUCAACACCUGCUACACAGGAGGUAUUGUGAAACUAGAGGUUGGGGACCACUUGGAGCUGCUGAUCCCUCGUCCCACGGCCAACGUGUCUUUAGAUGGAGAAGGCACCUUCAUGGGUGCUCUGAAGCUCGCAUAAAGUGUGUCACCACUUAACACGCAUCAUGCUGUUCUGGUGAACGGACAGUGAAAGGACAAUGAGGUGAAGUUAUGGUAUUUUGCCUGCAUUUGGAUGUUCUGACUCAAUAAACUGAGCACCCAACCACCAGCUUGGAUGGCCUGUGGUGACAUGAAGAGGUGGAUACAAUUAUGUUUGAGUGCUCACUCUAUAAAUACAUGCACCUUAUUGCUGUAUGAUCCUUGUGUUCAUCUCUGCAACAUGUCACAGUAAGAAGACUGUGUUGUUACCACAUAUCAGGACACAUGAAGAGUGACUGGUCAUGGAAGGUCUGAUUAUAUUUACAGAUAAAUACACAGAUCAGUAAUAUAGUACAAUAAUAAUACAAUAGUACAGAAUAUAGCUGUAAUACUUUCCUCCUGCAGCACAAGCAGCAUUAAACCAUUCAUAUCAUUCUAUCCUUUUUACGUGCUUUAUAUCGUAGUUACUGUGCAUAAACAUGAGUGGACUUCAUUUCUAUUAUCAUCUGAAUGUCAAGUCAUUUAAAUGUGCCUGUGUGUAUCUUAUUAAUAUGAAAAUUCAGAUGUAAUAAAGCAAUAAAUCCCGCACAAGCGAU
This is a messenger RNA of Sphaeramia orbicularis (orbiculate cardinalfish), 1740 nucleotides long. RefSeq names its product TNF superfamily member 13b (gene tnfsf13b). Bases 312 to 1145 code for a protein of 277 amino acids. The transcript is spliced from 6 exons. Gene Ontology annotation, molecular function: tumor necrosis factor receptor binding; receptor ligand activity. Gene Ontology annotation, cellular component: membrane. Gene Ontology annotation, biological process: immune response; positive regulation of B cell proliferation. The record is from RefSeq and is a predicted model, not a curated record. NCBI's taxonomy places the organism in Eukaryota, Metazoa, Chordata, Actinopteri, Kurtiformes, Apogonidae.